AUGGAAUCCCCUGCGAAGUCAUCAAAGGCUCACAAGCGAAAGCGAGGCCUCGAGACCUCCACUGCCAAUACCUCUACCCCACUCACGAAAUCCAAGAAGCGCGACAGUCUAUCCUCUGCGGUAUCGCCCACUGAUGGAAGCACAACUAAGCGCAGACGCUUGAAGAAUGCACUGGAGGGGAGCGACGUGGAAACUAUGGCUCAGAAGUCCAAUCGCUCUCCCAAGGAACGCAAGAAGGACCGCGCCACAAAGUCAGAGAAAGAUGGCUCGAAAGCCAAGUCCAGUAAGGUUGUGAAAGCGGACAAUUCCUCGUCCGAGUCCUCCGAAGACGAGGGACGUCGUCGCAAGUCCUCGAAGGAAAAACACGCUAGCAUUUUGUCCAAGUUCGAGCGGACAAAGCAAGCUGCUAGCGCAAAGCAAAAGAAGGUUGAAGACAAGACAGAGGCGCCAGCCGAAUUAACCGCAGAGCCUGUCAUCGCAAAAGGCCUCGAGCCGCUACCACAGCCAGAAAAUCCACCUGAGAUUUACGAGGCGCCCACAUAUUCCUCCCUGCCGCCGUGGCUCGCGAAUCCCUUGCAAACACCUGCCAGCGAACGAGCCGCUUUCUCCGAGCUUGGUAUUAAACCGGAAUUGCUGCGGAUUCUCCAGCAACACGGUUACAAAGACGCAUUUGCUGUGCAGAAGGCUGUCAUCCCCCUCCUACUGAAAGGCAAGAAUCAUCAUCCUGGUGAUCUUUGCGUGAGUGCUGCCACUGGAUCCGGAAAAACUUUGUCAUAUGUUCUUCCUAUGGUCACGUCCCUCACCCCUCGGCCUUCUUCGCGACUACGGGGUCUGAUCGUCGUUCCAACGAGAGAACUUGUUAAGCAAGCUCGUGACGCAUGUGAACUAUGCGCUUCGGGGUCUCGCCUCCACAUUGGAAGUGCAGUGGGCAAUGUGGCGAUCAAGGAGGAGCAGAAGAUCCUUAUGCGUGUUGACCAGGUUUACAACCCGGCCACUGUCGAACAACGACAGAAAUCCGGAUUGCAAGGCAAUGACUGGAUGGACUUUAACUUGGAGGACUGCGUGAACGAAGCUUUGGAUACAGAUGGCUUUUUGCCCGGUUAUGUUCAGCGAGCUGAGCCAAACGUCGACAUUCUUAUUUGCACACCCGGCCGUCUGGUCGAUCAUAUCCGAUACACGAAAGGCUUCACCUUGAAGCACUUGGAGUGGCUUGUUAUUGAUGAAGCUGAUCGGUUGCUCAACGAGAGUUUCCAAGAAUGGGUUGAUGUGAUUAUGGGAUCACUCAACUCACGUCAAGCACCCGACACUUUUGGGCCUGGCGGUCAACUUCUCCAUGACCUUAGGCUAUCUAUUGAUACUCACCCCCCUCGAAAGGUGAUCCUGAGUGCCACAAUGACUCGCGAUAUUACCAAGUUGAAUUCCCUUCGUCUUGAUAACCCGAAGAUGGUCAUAAUUGGCGCCGAGAAAAACACCGGAGCAGAGGAGGCCUCUGCAUCUCACGCCGAUGCCGAUUUCACCCUGCCGUCCACCUUGCAUGAGCACGUCAUUCCUGUUGAUGAUGCGUCUCAGAAACCGCUGUAUCUUUUGCAAUUACUUCUGGAGCACAUCAAGAUUGACACGAAUAAAGUCAAAUCGAUCGUUCCCAGGGCCAAAACUUCGCCUUCCGACUCCGAAAGCACUAGCUCGGACGACACUAGCUCGGACGAUUCGAGCUCUGAUGACUCUAGCUCCGAUGAGUCUUCUGAUGAUGAUACAUCCUCGUCUGGAUCCUCUUCCGAUUCUUCUUCCUCCUCUGAUUCGUCUUCCGACUCUGACUCUUCAUCCGAUUCCGAGACCGACCUGUCAGAUGCUUCCGAUGAAUUAUCUUCAGACAAGAAACCUGCAACAAGACGAGUCAAGGCUCUCCCGAAGACUGCCAGUUCCCUGAAAACUGUUCUUAUCUUUGCCAAAUCGUCCGAGGCUGCCUCGCGACUGUCUCGCUUGAUGUCGCUCCUGCACCCCCCUCUUGCCAAUUGCAUGGGGACUAUCAUCAAGUCAAACAAGUCUUCUGCCUCUCGCAAGACGCUUGCUGCGUACCGCGGGGGUCGCAUCUCCGUCAUCGUCGCUACCGAUCGCGCCUCUCGAGGUCUAGAUCUUCCAUCAUUGACGCAUGUCAUCAACUAUGAUGUUCCGCCUAGCGUGACAACUUACGUGCACCGCGUGGGACGUACAGCCCGUGCCGGUCGUGAGGGCUCUGCGUGGUCUCUGGUCGCACAUCGCGAAGGUCGAUGGUUCGCCAACGAGAUCGUCGCCAGCGUCGACGGCCGCAUCACACGUGCUGCCUUGGUUGAUCGUGUUCGGGUGAAGAUUGAUUCCAUCAAAUCACUUCAAUCAACCUACGCGGCCGCCUUGAAUGAGCUCGAAAAAGAAGUGAAAGAGGGCAGGGCGCAUCCUUCCAAGCGUGUAUAG
Messenger RNA from Penicillium diatomitis, 2448 nucleotides. Its product is annotated as putative ATP-dependent RNA helicase DBP6. Gene Ontology annotation, molecular function: ATP binding; nucleic acid binding; RNA helicase activity. Lineage: Eukaryota; Fungi; Ascomycota; Eurotiomycetes; Eurotiales; Aspergillaceae. Gene Ontology annotation, cellular component: nucleus. The transcript has a single exon. Bases 1 to 2448 code for a protein of 815 amino acids. The record is from RefSeq and is a predicted model, not a curated record.